This is a messenger RNA of Alosa sapidissima (American shad), 2450 nucleotides long. RefSeq lists its product as uncharacterized. The transcript has 6 exons. The record is from RefSeq and is a predicted model, not a curated record. The coding region runs from base 787 to 1419 and encodes 210 amino acids. NCBI's taxonomy places the organism in Eukaryota, Metazoa, Chordata, Actinopteri, Clupeiformes, Clupeidae.
UCUAUCUAUCUAUCUAUCUAUCUAUGUGUGGCCAUCUCUAUUGCGGUGUGUGUGUGUUUGUAAACUCGGCACAUGCAAUUGGGGUGCUUUUCAUGGAUGCCAAAGACAAACAGAUAAUUCGAGCACUUAUUCAAAUGCAAAUAUUCUUACAUGCACACAUAUUAUAUGUGAAAAACAGAGGCACAAAUCACACAUCAUCUAACUUAGGACAAUGACAAUUAAAACGUUAAAAUUAACGUUUAAAACAGCAAAAAUACCUAAAUUGAGUCAAUCAAAGAUCUGGGAUGGUAUCUUUAGGGCUAUCUAGCUCCUCCUGGUGGUGAGUUUGAGGAAUAGCUGAUCACCAAAAGUUUGAACUUUGAUCUUGAGACUGGUGUUAAAAUAUAGGGUGAAGAUUCGACCAGAUUUUGUCUGAACAGUCAAACUUUCUGGACCUGGGUUGUGUUUGACCUUGUGUGUUUGCCAUGCAACAGUGAACAAGGCACAGUGCAAAUAAAGUUGCAAUUCAACACUUUGAAAUAGGCUAGUGGGUGGAGUGGGGAUGGAAGCACUUUGAACUGAGGAAUCUGUUUUUUUAUCUCGUCAUUAAGUGUAUGUUUAAUGAUAAUAAUAUCAGUACUGUGGACACAUUACGACAACACAGUCUAUGCAGAAAUGGACAGGAACCUAACUUGUACAACAACAAGCUUCCUGUGUCAGCCCUUGACAUCAGAGUAAUAGGAUAAAGUACUUCAAAAGCUGCAGAUUAACAUUGCAGCGCUCUUUCUCAGUGAAGGACAUUCUUAUAUGGCGAAGAGGGUUCACCUCCAGUGUCUGGGAUUGUAUGCAAUUCUGCUUCAUCUUUCAAGUGGAGAUAAAGUGGUUUCCAUCAACACACCUCUGGGGGAGAAUGUCACGCUGCACUGUAACACAUCUGGAAUGGAUAUAACAAAAAUCAUAUGGUCAAAGGAUGGGAUCCAGGUGUUUUUAUAUAGCCCAGUAUUGGAAGACGGAAAAGACAAAAUCAAAACAAGCUUCACUUCAGAAAGGAUGAGUGUUGAUCGUUCUACUAUGGUGCUGCAUAUAUCUGACGUGCAGGUCUCUGAUGUGGGAAUAUACACAUGUGAAGUAACAGGUUCUCAAGCCCAAAAGACAGAAACAUGGAACUUAACCAUUACUUCAGUCUCACCAGAUCCAUCCCAAUUGAUCUACAUCAGCACUGCUGCCUCAGGGGCAAUCCUCAUCAUCUUCUGUAGCAUAUUAUGUAUUUACAAGGUAAUGAAAAAGAAGUACAACUCUGGGGGACAGGCAUCAAUACAGUCAAAUGGACCAAGAGAAGGGCAGGAUUUUGAAAUGUCACAACAAAGACAAGACCAGAGGAUAAGCAGACAGAGCAGUCAGUAUCUGGAGAGAUACAACUCUGUAUAUGGAAAGUUCUGAAUCCACUAUAGGCAUGAGAGUGCAAUGGACAGAAGUGAAGCGAGUGGUUUUAUGUCACUAUACAAAAAUGUAUUCAAAUAGAACAUUUUAGUCUUGGAUUGAGCCCAGGACUGAACCAUAGAGUUCAAAUAAUGCAUACAUCUACAGUGCAGCAUCACCGAAGACAAACAAUUGAACCAUUUGGAAAACAAACUUCACAAUAAUCAUCAAUGCUGGUUAUCUCAAUGGACUCACAUUGUUUAAAUCAGAAGCCAUCUGUUUAAAGAAGCUAAUGAGCUACAUGAUUUCAUAUUUAUAUUUGAUACUCCAUACUAUAGAUUGAGGACUGCGUAGCACUGUGUUGAUCCACCCCUCUACCUUCACAGAGCCACAAAGUUGUAUGCCAAAGUGACAGAGGCUAAAAGUGACGAGUAGCAUGCUAUCAUUUAAUUGGAUAGCCAAGUUUGACUAUCACCUAUUCAGGCCGGUGAUAGGGUAGUAGCUAAAGAGGCUAAGUCUAGUAGUUGUGAGAUUCCCUGCUGCCACUGUUGUGCCCUUGAGCAAGACACCUAACCCUAAACUGCUCUGGGGAGACUGGCCCUGUAAUAAUUGAUCUGUGUAAGUUGCUUUGGAUAGGUGUUAGCCAAAUGAAUAAAUAAUGGGAAUUAAAACUCUUCAGACACAAAAUAUUAUUACAGCAGUAUUGUUCAUUGUGAUAACUACAGUUGAUGUUAGCAUUUUAGCAUAUUUAUUGACAUUACAUCAAUACAUUUCACUGUUCUUCUCAAUACAAUGAUAUCUUAAUUUAUUUGUAAUGUUUUAAUGGAAAUGAUUGUAUAAGUAGCCUACCAUAUAUAUGAUGCAAUAAAAAAAUAAAAUAAAAAUGUAUUUUUUGACAAAUGUGUGUCAUUUACAUUUGUGAUAGUUUGUAUUUAGGGUUACUAACAAAACAGUACCUGUCUAAUUGCAAAACCCAGCUUUUACGAUAAAUCUGAGCACUUUACUUUAUUAUUUUCAUACUUUUGCAUGUACCAGAAUACACCACAGCAGCA